GCUCAUUACUUCCUGUAUCAUCAGUUCUCCUGUGGGGAGAAAAAGCACAACGGAUACACUCGGCUGUCUGGUGUCAGGAAAUAUAUUUAAAACCUUUUGCUUGUGUGGGUUCGUUGGCGGCGAAGUCGCGUUCAACCGUUGUUCCGCUUCGAGGAGAAUGCCCUCGCGAACGGCCUGCUAGCUGUUCGGCCUGCUUGUGUCCUUUUUCACCAUCUUUUUUCCCCAUCAGCGGCCAGAGCUGGUGACACGUGACGUCAUCAUGUCAAAAUACACCAGCUUUCCCGACCCCAUGGAAGACCAGAACCCUUUCCAGGACCCAGCAGUGACCCAACACAGCAGCAACACGGAAUAUGCCACACUGGAUCUGUACAAUCCCUUCGAAGGCACAGCCGAGCCUCCACCUCCUUAUGAAGCCACCUCUCCCUCUGUUCCAUCAAUGCCUGCACAGACCCCACCCAGCCGUACCACGCCUACUCAGCCGAACAACUAUGGCUCCUAUAACACUCACAACUCCCAGCCUGCAGUCAAUGCAACCACGACAGAGCUGAUGAAAAAGCAGGAGGAGCUCGAAAGGAAAGCUCGGGAGCUGGAGAGAAGAGAGCGCGAGCUUCAGUCACACAGCCUGGGGUCUGGAGCAUCCCGUCAGAAUAAUUGGCCUCCGCUGCCUUCAUUCUGCCCGGUUGGCCCCUGCUUUUACCAGGACAUCAACGUGGAGAUCAGCCAGCGCUUUCAGCGUAUCGUUACCCUCAUGUACUACUUCUGGAUGUUCAGCACUUGCACUUUGGCCUUCAACCUGAUCUCUUCGCUGGCCAUGUUUUGCAUCGACACUUCUGUAGGUGUUGGUUUUGGUCUCGCCAUUCUCUGGGCCCUCCUCUUCACACCCUGCUCCUUCCUCUGCUGGUAUCGGCCUGCAUACAAAGCCUUCAGGAGUGACAGUUCCUUCAACUUCUUCAUCUUCUUCUUUAUUUUCUUUGCCCAAGUGGUCGUUUACAUCAUCAUGACCAUCGGCAUCCCUGGAUGGGGGUUCAGCGGCUGGAUCGUCAGCUUGGCUGCGCUUAAACAAAGCAUCCCUGUUGGUGCGAUCAUGAUGAUGAAUGCCAUCCUUUUUACUGCCCAGGCCGCCGUUGGAGUGUUCAUGCUGAAGAAGGUCCAUGGCAUGUACCGGCAGACUGAUGCCAGUUUUCAGAAGGCCCAGGCCGAGUUUGCCACUGGAGUCAUGUCUAAUCAGGCUGUCCGCCAAGCUGCUGCCAGCGCCGCUACUAAUGCCGCUCAGGGGGCCUUCACCGCAUCUCGCUGAUAAGGAGACAGAAUAGUUCUGGGUGGGUAUGUAGGAAGGAGGGGAGGUGAGGUUGCCUUUUGUGUAACACAAGAUCAUUUGGAUAUUGUAGUUGGAUUGGGAUUAGAUGUUAGUGGGUGAGAAACCUGAGUUUCUGUAUUUACCCCAAAGGAAACCAAACAACCAGUGCAUGAGGCCAUGAUGUUUUGUAAGUUGUAAAUAUUAUGUGUGGAAGUGUCAAAUCAGGACUCAACAUAUACUGUAAGUGUUCAUGUAUAUUCAGAGGAAAGAUAAGAGCUGUAUUGAAUUUAAGACCGUCAUUUCAUGUUUAAGUGGAGCAGAACUAGCAUGGAAAGCGUUCAUCUUUCAUGAUGUAGUGGUUGAACCCAUCAAGCUUCAGACAAACUUCUUUACGAGGUCACUAACCUUAUUUUAUUGGCUCGUUCUCUACCAAAUGCGCUUCUUUUGUUGUCUCUUAAACUAACAACUCUGAAUGAGAACGCCUAUUUAUGUUAAAAAGCUCACACUGUACAAGAUGCGUUGUCUGUUCUUUUGGUGCUUCUUGUGUUGUUAUGAUUCGCCGUUGUUUUAAUACAAAUAUACUGUCAUGCAAUUAUC
Nerophis ophidion (straightnose pipefish) is the source of this 1894-nucleotide messenger RNA. RefSeq names its product secretory carrier membrane protein 3 (gene scamp3). Gene Ontology annotation, cellular component: trans-Golgi network membrane; recycling endosome membrane. The record is from RefSeq and is a predicted model, not a curated record. Lineage: Eukaryota; Metazoa; Chordata; Actinopteri; Syngnathiformes; Syngnathidae. The transcript is spliced from 9 exons. Bases 260 to 1297 code for a protein of 345 amino acids. Gene Ontology annotation, biological process: protein transport.